Molecule: messenger RNA, 1540 nt
Organism: Cajanus cajan (pigeon pea)
Lineage: Eukaryota; Viridiplantae; Streptophyta; Magnoliopsida; Fabales; Fabaceae
Product: zinc finger protein CONSTANS-LIKE 16
Biological process (GO): regulation of DNA-templated transcription
Cellular component (GO): nucleus
Molecular function (GO): zinc ion binding; protein binding
Source: RefSeq, a predicted model, not a curated record
CUGUCAAGUCUCAACACACACCAACAAUAAUUGAACCAUUUGCCUACCUGAUUCUAAGGAAAUAAAUAAACGAAAAGCGCACUUCAAUAUUCCAUUGUUAUUAGCAUUUCACACUUGACAAACCAAAAACACAUAGAAAGGUUUCUACGAUGAGAGACAUGAAAGACACAGGUGCCUUGGGAGGCAAGACAGCACGAGCCUGCGACAGCUGCAUCCGCAGAAGGGCAAGGUGGUUCUGUGCAGCUGACGAUGCUUUUCUCUGCCAUGGCUGCGACACUUUGGUUCACUCCGCCAACCAGUUAGCAAGCAGGCACGAAAGGGUUCGGAUUCAAACCGCAUCCUCCAAGGUAACCACCACCACGCACGCAUGGCACAGUGGAUUCACACGCAAGGCAAGAACCCCGCGUCACAACAACAACAAACACUUCGCACUGCAACAACGUCUCAAAGACGAAGUGCUCUUCAACAACAACAGUGUUCUUCCCCUCGUGCCGGAGCUCGGAGGGGAAGAACCGGUGGUUGUGGAUAACGAUGAGACAGAGGAACAGAUGCUGUGUCGUGUGCCUGUGCUUGAAUUUGACCCUUUUGAAAUGAGAACCGAUGACUUGGACAGUUUUUCUGACAUGGAUUUUGCCGAGUUUGCUGCUGAUGUUGAAAGCCUACUUGAUAAAGAAGACGAUGAAAUAAGUGCGAGUGUGGGAGUGGAAGGUGCAAUGGUGAAGGUUAAGGAUGAAGAGGAAGUUGAUGGUGAUGUAGCGUGUUAUCUUGAGUCGGUUUUUGACAUGACAAAUGAUGAUGCGUUUCGUUGGAAUAACAUUGAGUCUGUGUUGUCGGCUGCACGGGAAGAGAAGGAGGAGGGUGUGGUGGCGUGUGAUGGUGGGGUUAUUAAUGAAGAAGGGGGAACAAAGAGAGACAUAUUUUUGAGACUAAACUAUGAUGAGGUUAUUACUGCUUGGUCUAGCCAAGGUUCUUCUCCAUGGACAACUCCAAACCCACCUAAGUUCAACUCUGAUUAUGACUUUUGCUUGGGUUUGAGUGGUGUAGAUGGAGAAAUGAGAAGCUUAAGGGGGCACCUAGAUGGGGGAAGAGAAGCAAGAGUGUCGAGAUAUAGAGAGAAGAGAAGGACUCGUUUGUUUGCAAAGAAGAUAAGAUAUGAAGUAAGGAAGUUGAACGCAGAGAAAAGGCCUAGAAUGAAAGGUCGUUUUGUAAAGAGGACAUGCUUUGUUGGAGCCACUGCUUUUCCUGCUUAUCACUGACAUCAAUCAGUUAACGGAUCCAUCCAUCUUUGCUUUUUCUGCAAAUUUGGAUUAAUACUUGGUUUGGCUACGUAUGUGCCUAUAGCCUGUAUUAUAAUAAUAGAGAUAAUUUACUGAAUUAGAAUUUUACUAGAGUUGUUGCUUGGGAUAUUUCUGUCUAUGUAUAUCUCUAGCAGGUUUACUAAGCGUUAUUGGGUAAUCCAAUUUUGGAAGCCUUUUUAUUGUUUCUUAUUGGAAAUUCAAUUAUUCAAUGCUGAUGUUGUUAUUAACUACUUGAUUUUUUA